This is a messenger RNA of Chiroxiphia lanceolata (lance-tailed manakin), 1786 nucleotides long. RefSeq names its product ciliogenesis and planar polarity effector 2 (gene CPLANE2). Lineage: Eukaryota; Metazoa; Chordata; Aves; Passeriformes; Pipridae. The record is from RefSeq and is a predicted model, not a curated record. The coding region runs from base 904 to 1701 and encodes 265 amino acids. Gene Ontology annotation, molecular function: GTP binding; GTPase activity. The transcript has 5 exons.
GGGCACAGAGCGCGGGGAGGGAGAGGAGGGCUGCGAUCACCCCCUUUUAAAUGUUGGGGAGGGGGACGGAGCCCGUUGGGAGGGCACAGACCCCGGGGGGGGGCGGGGACCCCCUGGGAGGGUGAUGGGACCCCCGAGGGGGGUUUGGAGACCCAGAGGGGGCUUUUGUGAUCCCGUGGUCGGGUUUAGAGACCCCAAAGGAACUUUUAGGUACCCCAUGGGAGGAUGCUGGGACCCCAUGGCGGGUUUAGGGACCCCAGAGGUGGUUUUAGGGACCCCAGAGGUGGUUUUAGGGACUCCAGGGGGGGGUUUAGGGACCCCAAGAGAAUUUUUAGGGACCCCGUGGCAGGAUGCAGAGACCUCAGAGGGGAGUGCAGGGACCCCACGGGGCGGUUUUAGGGACCCCACAGGGAUUUUAGGGACCCCAUGGGAGGACGGUGGGAUCCCAGAAGGGAAUUUAGGGACCCCCUGGGUGGUUUUAGGGACCGCUUAGGAGGUUUAGGGACCCUAUGGAGGGUUUUAGGGACCCUGUGGGGGGUUUUAGGGACCCCAAGAGAAUUUUUAGGGACCUCAUGGCAGGAUACAGAGACCUCAGAGGGGGGUGCAGAGACCCCAUAGGGAGUUUAGGGACCCCAUGGGAGGAUGGCGGGAUCCCAGAGGGGAAUUUAGGGACCCCAUGGGGGGUUUAGGGACCCCAAGGGAAUUUUAGGGGCCCCAUGGGGGGUUCAGGGCCCCCACAGGUGGUUUUAGGGACCCCGAGAGAAUUUUUAGGGCCCCCCCUGGGCUGACCCAGAGCCCUCGGGGGGGUCAGAGGGGACCCCCAGCCCCCCAGAGCCGCGGGGUGCAGUGACCCCCCUGGGGGACGGGGGGUCCCCUCCGUGUCCCGCAGGCGCGGGGGGUCCCAUGGCAGAGCGGGAUUCCCAGGAUCCGCGGGAUUCCCAGGAUCCGCGGGAUUCCCCGCUGGAGCGGGGCUGGCUCCUGUCGCCCCCCGGCCGCCCCUACCUGGAGUCGCUGCUGCAGCGGAACCGGCGGCGGGUGUUCGGGCUGCUGGAGCGGCCGGCGCUGCCGCCCCCCCUGGCCGUGCCCACCCUGCCCUACAAACUGUUCCUGGUGGGAAGAAGCGGCGUCGGGAAAACCGCCCUGGUGGCAGCGCUGGCCGGGACCCCCCGGACCCCCCGGGGCCCCGGGACCGCCGCGACCCCCGCGCACCACGAGACCCUCGGGAUCGAGGCCACCACGGUGUUCUGGCCGGCCCAGCCCCAGGGCAGCGCCCGGCCCGUCCUCUUCCAGCUGCACUUCUGGGACUGCGGGGACGGAGCCCUGAGGAAGUUCGAGCACCUGCUGCCCGCCUGUCGGGAGGAGCUGGACGCCGUCCUGGUGCUGUUCUCCUUCACCGACCGCGCGUCCUUCGAGGAGCUGCCGGCGCAGCUGAGCCGCCUCGCGGGGCACGGGCUCGUCACCGUGGUCGUGGGCACCAAGUCCGACCUGUCCCCGCACGCGGCCGUCACCGAGCGGGACGUGCGGGCUCUCGAGGCCGCGCGGGGGCUGCGGGUGCUGCGCGCGGGGGCGGCCCCGGGGGCGGCGCGGGCCGGGCUGGCCCGGGCGGCCCCGAUCCUCGAUUCCCUGGCGGAGCAGCUCUGGAAAAGGGACCAGGUCGCCGCCGGGGUGACCCGGGGGGAGGAGGGGACCCCCCCCAGCUGAACCCCCUGUCAGGGGGCGGCUCCGGGGGGAGGCGGGAGGGGGAAAAGUGCUUUUGGACUAAAAUCUGUGUUUUCUAUGAAAAAUA